This is a messenger RNA of Spirometra erinaceieuropaei, 371 nucleotides long. Lineage: Eukaryota; Metazoa; Platyhelminthes; Cestoda; Diphyllobothriidea; Diphyllobothriidae. The record is from the annotation of a GenBank genome assembly.
AUGGUUGAAAAACUUGGACAAAUACAUGCCUCCACCGUCCUUGUCGUUCAAAGACCUAUCGCACUGCCCUUGCCGCUAGGCACGAAGGACGCCUACGAAGACUUCGAAGGGAAGCUAAACCGUGAUGCCGAUUUUCGGGAAGAAGUGGUAUGUAAAUAUGCAGCUUUAUUUACUCUCCAUGAGUUAUAGAUGAAACAACUUGUUUCAGUUGGCGGGCGUAACAACAAGGAGUUUGUGAGGAAUAUCCUCAGUAAAUUGCUAGGACCACCCCUUUGCCGUGACUACUGUUGGAGUGGCUCAGUGGGAAAACAAUCCUUUGUCGGUAGUCCAUUAUAUGCACUCCGGUGUGGUAAGUUUUCCUCAUUUGUUAA